AUGAGCUUCACACGAGUGACGCGCCGAGGUCGUAUCCUCUUCGUGCUGUCUCUUGUUGUGCUCUCUAUCUGGUAUUUGGCAACCCGGACCGGGCUUAAGCAGAGAGCACCCUCAGUCAAUGACGUACAAGUUGCAUACUCGCACCGCACCAACGAGCAUGUCAAUUUCUGGCGAGAAUUCCAGCCGCUAUUACUGGCAUAUGAGCCGCAAUGCAUGCCUCCUCGUCGUCUCGGAAAUGCGCCUGCAGCUGGCUUCAAGCCAACCGACCCGAUCGCUCGACCGGAGCUGUUAAAGAUGUCUUCCAAGGAGGUGCUAAGAAUGAAGAAUGCACACAGCGACUUCGUGAGAGCCAUCAAUACGGAUACACCUGAGUUAUCCUAUAUACCAAAGAGUAAGGGCUUGGUGACAACAGCAGGAGGCUCAUACCUACCGGUUCUGGUAGUCUCACUGCGCAUGUUACGUCGCACGGGCUCAAAGCUCCCUGUGGAGGUUUUUCUGGCUACACAUGAUGAGUACGAGGAAAAUAUUUGCGAUAAUGUCUUGCCAUCACUGAAUGCCAAAUGCAUUGUCAUGACAGACAUUAUCAACGCUGUCCCGGGAGCGGUCAAGAUUGAAAAGUAUCAGUUGAAGCCAUUCGCGAUGAUAUUCUCCUCAUUUGAGGAGAUUUUAUUCCUUGAUGCCGAUGCCUUCCCAAUUUCCAGACCCGAGUCCUUGUUUGAGAACGAGCCCUUCAAAAGUACCAAGAUGGUCACUUGGCCAGACUUCUGGGCCUCAUCUGCCUCUCCAUUUUACUACGAGAUUGCAUCUCAGGAGGUAGUGUCGAUGAAUUCACGGCAGUCAACAGAGUCUGGUGAACUUCUCAUUUCUAAGAAGACUCAUUUAAAGACUCUUUUGCUUUGCACCUACUACAAUUUCUGGGGACCUACGCACUAUUACCGUCUUCUUUCGCAAGGUGCAGCAGGAGAGGGCGAUAAGGAAACAUUCAUCACUGCUGCAGCAGCACUGGGUGAACCAUUCUACCAAGUCAGCGAGCCUAUCUGCGCGAUGGGACAUCGCACAGAAGGCGGGCUUGCAGGAUCAGCAAUGGUUCAGUUCAAUCCCAUCGAGGACUACAAGCUCAUCCAAAAGGGAGAGUGGCGCGUAAAUGGGUCAAAGGCGUUGGCUCCUCAUCCCUUCUUUAUACACGCAAAUUUCCCCAAGUUCAAUCCAGCAACUGUUUUCUCCAAGGAACAUGCUGUCAAGCCUGCUUUCAAUGACGACUGGUCAUAUACGCGGGCUUGGACAAUCCCAGAAGAGACCAUCAAAGCCUUUGGUCGUGACGUCGAGAAACAGUUCUGGGCGGAUAUACUCUGGACUGGAUGUGAGCUGGAGACACAGUUUGAAAGCUGGGCAAACAGCACUGGCAUUUGCAGCGGUGUGAAGAAAUACUGGGACGCUCAGUUUGGAUCAGAAGAUCCAGCCAGUGUAUAA
Messenger RNA from Penicillium daleae, 1470 nucleotides. RefSeq names its product alpha-mannosyltransferase. Bases 1 to 1470 code for a protein of 489 amino acids. The record is from RefSeq and is a predicted model, not a curated record. Gene Ontology annotation, biological process: mannan biosynthetic process. The transcript has a single exon. NCBI's taxonomy places the organism in Eukaryota, Fungi, Ascomycota, Eurotiomycetes, Eurotiales, Aspergillaceae. Gene Ontology annotation, cellular component: Golgi apparatus. Gene Ontology annotation, molecular function: alpha-1,2-mannosyltransferase activity.